Molecule: messenger RNA, 3105 nt
Organism: Penicillium chermesinum
Lineage: Eukaryota; Fungi; Ascomycota; Eurotiomycetes; Eurotiales; Aspergillaceae
Exons: 3
Coding region: 1-3105 (1034 amino acids)
Source: RefSeq, a predicted model, not a curated record
AUGCCAGGCGACGACCCAUUCGGCUUUCUGGGCGCGGAGCAGCUUCAACAAGCCAGUAAACCAGUUGCAAAACCCGCAAAAAAGCAGCAUUGGAGGGAGAAGCUCUUCUCGAAGGACAAGAAGAAUGCAUCUGCUGAUCAACGACAAAUUGAUGACUUCCUUGCCUCUAAUCGGCCACAAGCCGUCGAUACUCACCAUCUCGCUCCCGUCUCCGCAAAGGUUGAUUCUGAUCUUUUACCCCCAACUAUCUCGACACAGCAAGUGCCGUCGCACGAUUUCACAAAUGCUUCCCCGCCGAGAGCCCCGCAACAAUCUCAAAUCCCGAGCGAGAACUACACCGCGUUCAACUUUACCGACCAUACCUCCGAUCAACCUGCCCCGCGAUCCCACCCACACCGCCCUCGCAAAGGACUUCGAGUUGCAUUUUCUGAACAAGAACCUGAACUCGCAAGGGAGCGCGCGGCAGACUUGCAGCAGCAGACCCGAGUGAUGCAUCUCGGUCGCCAGACCCAUCAAAGGCGCACUUGCCAACAUUGCGACUCGACACAUCGCUGGGCGAUAAUUACGAUGAACAACGUGGACACAGCCAGGAUGGAGCCGGCGGCAUCAGCCCUGAGUUGGAAACCGCCAUUGGUCGCGAACGACGGUCAUGCAGAUCUCCUAAACACCUUACACAUCAGCAAACCCCAUUCUCGCCUCUCGUUCCGCGCAUCACCAGAGUCGAACUCAUUUGCCGAGCGAGUACGCAACCAGAUGCAAGUUGAGGAGGGGCGGGCGUUGCAUAAUCACUUUGACGAUGAAGAGUCUCUAUCCGACGAGGACCAGUAUAUAGAUGACGAUGCCAAUGAAGAAGACCUGAGCCCUGUGCUCCCUUCGCAUAACUCACGCAGCCCCGUUGAGUCAGCCCAUGAUACGCCCAUUUCCCACAAAUCGAAUGCUCCGUCAGUGAAAUCGAUCGCCCACUCCCUUCGCCAACCCCAAUCUCCAGCCGCUAGCCGCGGACCAAACCUGAGCCCUAUCGAGCGUGGGAUACCUGCCGGUCUUACUCCUGGGAGUCCUUUAAACGCUUCUCCAACCCCUCCUCACGCUCUUCCUGUUCAAGCUCCUCCGAUGCCGCCUCCCGCCCCUCCUCCGACUGAAAAGGUCCCAUCCCCGCCCCGACACCAAGCACCAGCACCAGCACCAGCCCAAGCGCCGGCGAAGAGCGCCGCACCACCGAAGUUCUCCCUGCGAAGUUUGGCGACCCAGGUAGGAGAUAGCUCAUACCUUGAAUUUAAGAACUACAUUGGAAACUACGACGAUCACCUGAAGGCUGCUGCAGAGAGUGUUAAGCCACUGAUGGAAACCUCUCUGUCAGAAUGGGUUCGUGCUGCACUGUGGUGGUUUUUGCGAGGCAAGACGCGGUUGGAGACUUUCGCUCGUACUCGCUCACACUGCCCUCCUAGCUAUGCGAAGCAAGCAGUCAUCGAUCUUGGGAAGGCAUUUUGGAUCAAUGAGAACAUCGUGCCAGCACACUCUGAGUUAUCCAGAUACGGUCAGAUGAGCGUGGAUGCGCUGCUAGCAGUGGCCAGCACCACUGGCAACAAGGAUUUGGCUGAUCUCCUGAGUUUGCAUCAAAACAUGAACAACCACUUGCGAUCGCUGUCUAUGUCGAUCAAGCGUAACAAUAUCAUUGAUUUGAUUCUUGAGAGCGAUGACUCGCCAAGUCAAGCGGACACGAGCGUUUGGUUGCGUUACCCAUUCUUCGCCCCCGAUGUCGCUGCAGUCCUUUCUGGCGCGGCUUCAAGGUCUAUGCUGGCCGAUAAGCCCGGCAAGUUACCGAGCAUGGUGUAUAUGAUGCCCCUCGGAGACUCGAGUGUGUAUUUCUCGUACGGGAGCAUGUUCGUGCAGGCCUGUGUCAGUUCCAGGGAAGAUGAAGGAGGACAACAAUAUGCAAUGCCUUGUUGCUUGACGAUCAUCCGAGAGCGGGUCGAUUGGUAUGUGUGUGCUGCGAUCACAAGCCAGAGCCAGCUUGUGAAUAUCAUGAUCCAGGCGGAUCGGAAACAGGGGCCCACUUGGGAUGAUGUGGAUUGGCAAGUCCAUAGCCACUCGAUGAGAGUGAAGCUCCCGCGAGGGUUCGAGCUGGAUGUGAUGUUCAAGGACGAUGAUUUCAAAACUUUAUGGAACAUCGUGAAAUACACCCAGAAGUCAGAGGCCAGUCUUGCGCCAGAGCCUGGCGAGAAAGUGGUUUUCGAGAACACCGUCAAGGUUUUCCAGUAUAUGGACCCGGGAACCCCGAAGUCUUUCCCUUCGGAUCCAGUCGAGCGUUGUCGCGUUCGCUUGUUCGAGAGGUUUGUAACGAUUAAGGAGGGCACCGGCACGCGCGAAGCGCACCGAGGCUUCCGCUUAACAGUCUUGACCAGCCCGAAGGUAAAGACCCUGAGCAAUGUCAAGCACAUCUUAGGCCAGGGCACGCCGGUUGUGUUUGGCCUUUUGAGAGGGGAAGAUGGCGCUCCCGCUAUGCUUCUGAAGGUCACCGAGGACGGUCGCACUCGAUCUAUGCUCAUGACUUUCCAUGAAGUCGAGGAGCGCACUCAAAUGCAUGCAGUCCUACUAGGAAUGGUCCCUCGGGAGGGAGAGUUAAAGUCUCCCGAAAUCGCUUUCCGUUCAUUUUCUAUGGAGCAGCCAGGAGACGCUGCUACCGGUCAGCCGCCUGUCACCCACAUCCAGUUCCCGCCCGGCAACGUUUUCGUUAUUGACCAGGAGAAUCCAUACGGCGACCAUGGAUAUGGUCCUACCAUUCUGUCCGAGAAUCUAAGAGCCUUUAUUGCUACUGAAUGGGGCUCUGUGACGGAUCGUAUCAACUUAGAGCUGAAGAUUGGUCUUGAUCCAACCAAGCAAACUGCAAUGAGCCUGUACCGUCCGGCACAGCAGGAUCUCACUAUUUCUUUGGCGGACAACCUUAUCCCUCCAGAGAUGCCUGACCAAGUCGCGGGAUUCCUCGAAAAAGUCACAGCCAAGCCGAUUAUUCGCCGGUUCGACUUCGGCACAGUGAAAGGUGAGUCGAACACCCCUUGGUUGGACCAUCUGUAUGCUGACGUUUUUCAGAUUUGCAUCACUUCGUAG